AUGGUGAACAUUACGGAAAAGAUCAAGGAGAUUGAGGAGGAGAUGAGGAAAACCCAGAAGAACAAGGCAACUGAAUAUCAUUUGGGUCUCUUGAAGGGAAAGCUCGCUCGUCUCCGCGCUCAACUACUCGAGCCAGGACCGGGCUCGGGCGGCGGUCCAGGUGCCGGUUUCGACGUCAGCAAAAGUGGUGAUGCUCGUAUAGCACUGGUCGGCUUCCCGUCAGUCGGUAAAUCGACGUUCUUAUCCAAGGUCACCAAGACCAAGUCCGAAGUCGCCUCAUACGCUUUCACGACCCUGACAGCCAUUCCCGGUGUGCUCGAAUAUGGCGGUGCCGAAAUCCAGCUGCUCGAUCUGCCCGGUAUCAUCGAGGGUGCUUCCGAGGGCAAGGGUAGAGGAAGACAGGUCAUUUCCGCCGCCAAGACAAGCGAUCUGAUUCUUAUGGUUUUGGACGCCACAAAACGUGCUGAGCAGAGGGCCCUCCUCGAGGCCGAGUUGGAGGCUGUAGGCAUCAGACUCAACCGGGAGCCACCAAACAUCUACCUCAAACCCAAAAAGGCCGGCGGCAUGAAGAUCACCUUCCAGACGCCGCCCAAGAAUGGACUGGACGAGAAAAUGGUGAUGAACAUCCUGCGCGACUACAAGAUCCUCAACUGCGAAGUCCUGGUGCGCGACGAGAACGUGACGGUCGACGACUUCAUCGACGUGAUCAUGAAGGACCACCGCAAGUACAUCAAGUGCCUGUACGUCUACAACAAGAUCGACAGCGUGUCCCUGGACUUCCUCGACAAGCUUGCGCGUGAGCCGUACACGUGCGUCAUGAGUUGCGAGCUCGACCUGGGAAUUCAGGACGUCAUCGACCGCUGCUGGAAGGAGCUCAAGUUGAUCCGCAUCUACACCAAGCGCAAGGGCACCGACCCAGACUUUAGCGAAGCUCUGAUCGUCAGAAGUAAUAGCACCAUCGAGGACGUGUGCGACCGCAUCCACAGGACGCUCAAAGAGACCUUCAAGUACGCCCUGGUCUGGGGCGCCAGCGCUAGGCAUAUCCCCCAGAGGGUGGGGUUGGGUCAUCCGGUGGCGGAUGAGGAUGUCGUGUAUAUAGUCAGUGGGUGGAAGGCUUAG
This is a messenger RNA of Neurospora hispaniola, 1119 nucleotides long. RefSeq names its product P-loop containing nucleoside triphosphate hydrolase protein. Gene Ontology annotation, cellular component: cytoplasm. Gene Ontology annotation, molecular function: GTP binding; GTPase activity. The record is from RefSeq and is a predicted model, not a curated record. NCBI's taxonomy places the organism in Eukaryota, Fungi, Ascomycota, Sordariomycetes, Sordariales, Sordariaceae. Gene Ontology annotation, biological process: cytoplasmic translation. The transcript has 6 exons. Bases 1 to 1119 code for a protein of 372 amino acids.